GGCCUCCCACCGAAAAGGGGCGCUUGUUCUUUCCUAAAGGGGCCUGGCCUGUAGACGCCCGGACCCUGUAUAUCUUGGCCUUCGAUUGGACCAGCCCUUGCCAGGGCGGCUUCGCGAUUGGUCGGCUUGUGCUUCUCUCCCCUCCCUCUUCGAGACUUCCGCUUCCGGUUCUGACGGACGCUUCGGCCGUAACGAUGAUCGGGGACAUCCUGCUGUUCGGGACGCUGCUGAUGAACGCCGGGGCGGUACUCAACUUUAAGCUGAAAAAGAAGGACACCCAGGGCUUUGGGGAGGAGUCGAGGGAGCCCAGCACAGGUGACAACAUCCGGGAGUUCCUGCUGAGCCUCAGAUACUUCCGAAUCUUCAUCGCCCUGUGGAACGUCUUCAUGAUGUUCUGCAUGAUCGUGCUUCACAAAUCUAAGCGACUUGGCUUUCCUUCUGGUAGCAGGGCCUUGAUUUUGAUGCUGCUAUUCAUGAACUGUGGGACUCCUAGUAAACAGACCCUGGGGAGGAAAUGUAGGGGAACCUGGCGUUCUUGUCCAUGCUGGGCUGGUCCGUUGCUUCACCCCAAAGAGGGAGAGAAUAAGAAGUCUACUGUCCUGAGUAAUUGAGAUGCUGAUUUAGGGUUGCUGGGGGGGACCUUGUGUCAGCCCAGUGGCUGGCUGAGAUGAUUCCAAGACUUGGGAGAUGGGGGAGCAAGGGGUUUUGCUGUGCCCCCUAGGAAGUAUUUUAGAGCCCAGAGUGAGGACCGUGAUUGUAUGCCCGGAGAAGCCCUUUUUGGGAGCUUGAUUGAGGUCUGUCCAGGUACAAAGAGGGCUUAUGAAGAGAUGAGGGAAUUUGCAGAAGAGCGUGGGACGCAUAAGUCAGCUUCACAGGAGGUAGAGCAGUGUUGGGGGUGCUCCUCUAGCCUUGGGCUUUCCACACGCCCACCUGUCCAUCCAUCCAUCCAUCCAUUCAUUCAUUCACAACUAUCCAGCAUGGGCUGUGCCUUGGGCUUAUAGCUGAGACCAAGAGAGCCAUAGGCCUUGCCCUCAGUGAAUCCACACGGUAUAGCAGGUGGGACAGGGACAGAAAACAAGUAAAUAGGAGAAACUCACUCAUGAGGCAAAUUUCUCAGUGUGAGAAAUGGUCGGGGAGAGCCCCUCCGAGAAGUGCUGUUUAAAUCAAAGCCUAAGAGAGGCAGACUCGCCAUCUGCAUAGCUGAAGAGAGGCACGAUGACACUGGAAGCAGCAUGUGCAAAGGUCCUGGGGCAGAGAAGAUAAAAAUGUUUUUAUCAUUUUGUUGUUUUGUGUCCAGCAACUUGGUCAUACUCUCACUCAGAUAGCUUCCUUUACUGCUCAUCUGCUGGCCUGGGACCAAGACGGUAGCCUCAGGUUCUGUGACGUUCCAGCUAAGCCCAAGGCUAGCUUAGUCAGUAGCCUGGAGUUCUGAUUUUGCUUCCUGGGAGCAGAGUCUGAUUGACCAACUAGGUGUCACCCAGGUCCAACUAGAUUGGCCUUCUCCUGAUUCCAGCAGAAUCACUUCCGUUGAAUCAGCCAACCACAGCCCUUGGGCCAUAGCUAUUUCCUGGUUUUUCUGAUGUUUCAUUGUCACCAGCCACACCCAUUUCUGUGACUGCUCUUGGGUGCAGUGGAGUGCUUGAAGCCUCGUGACAGAAACUGCCUGGCCUGCAAAACCCAAACUACUGAAAGUGUGACUUCUGGCAGAAAGAGUGAGAAAGAGUGUGUGGACCCCUGACCUAGGCCAGCUCUUUCAGUAGGGGUCAUGAGUGAGGGACGAUGCUCUUCAGAAAGGGCUGUGUCAGGGAGGCAGUGACUGGCUUUCCCAGGAUAUUAUCUCUGCUCUGGUCAUUCUCCCAGGGUCACCGGCUCUAGCCGCACAUCAGGCUCUGUGCUGAGCUUGGAGCCUGCUUAAGAUUCUCUCUCUCUCCCCUUGCUCCUCUCCCCUGCUCAUGUGGUUGCGUGCUCUCUCUCUCUCGCUCUUUCAAGUAAAUAAAUAUGUAAGGCCUUAGGUGGGUUAAAAAUAAUGAAGGCUUUAAAAAAUUUUUUUAACAUUUAUUUAUUUUUGAGAGACAGAGAGAGACAGAUCAUGAGUAGGG
Messenger RNA from Suricata suricatta (meerkat), 2099 nucleotides. RefSeq names its product small integral membrane protein 7 (gene SMIM7). NCBI's taxonomy places the organism in Eukaryota, Metazoa, Chordata, Mammalia, Carnivora, Herpestidae. The transcript has 5 exons. The record is from RefSeq and is a predicted model, not a curated record. Bases 195 to 611 code for a protein of 138 amino acids.